This is a messenger RNA of Pochonia chlamydosporia 170, 699 nucleotides long. RefSeq lists its product as hypothetical. Bases 1 to 699 code for a protein of 232 amino acids. The transcript has a single exon. Lineage: Eukaryota; Fungi; Ascomycota; Sordariomycetes; Hypocreales; Clavicipitaceae. The record is from RefSeq and is a predicted model, not a curated record.
AUGGGAUUACAGAAACUAGCUCCAAAACUUAUAAAACUGUUCUCUAGGGGUAUAUCUAUCCCAAACCCCAUAGAAAGCGUGGUAGCGAAGGCAACUGAGGCUGUCGGCGGUGGUGUUGCCAAAGCUACUCAAGCUGCCGGUGAGGGUUUGGAUGCCGCGAAAAACACGGGGAAAGAACUAGUAGCUGAAGUCUUGGAAAAGGCGAAAGUCAACAUCACUGCUAUGAUCGGCAACAAGCAAGGCUGUAUUGGCGCCGCCAUUGGAUCUGACAACAUCGGCUCCGUUUGUGGGGAUCUGUCGUCGCGCCUGUUAGUGCUAAUGUGGAUGACCGUGGUGUUCUUAAUGUCAUCAUCUCUGUUGUCUAUUCUAUACUUUUUAGCAACAACCUUCCUUGGCCAGAGCCCUAAAAAAAUGGCGCGAAUUCGAUGGCCCAUCAUUAUUCUUAGCGGACUGGGGACGUUGGGUGCACUGGUUUUAUUUCUGGUGCCCUACUUUUUUGAGCUAUUGUUGAAUUCUCUAAACAGUCAUGUUGACGGCCAGAUGGACGUCGGAUGGGCUUACAAGGGCUCCAUCGGCAUUUUUGUCAUUGCCUGUCUGCAUCUGUUAUCCACGGCGCUUUUGUCCUCGUCGCGGCACCGUAUUGAGCCUUCUUCAGCUAGCGAAAAAGGUACGGCCACCAAGUCAUGGAACGGAAUGUAG